Molecule: messenger RNA, 2448 nt
Organism: Diorhabda sublineata
Lineage: Eukaryota; Metazoa; Arthropoda; Insecta; Coleoptera; Chrysomelidae
Gene: fat-spondin
Product: spondin-1
Exons: 11
Coding region: 42-2285 (747 amino acids)
Biological process (GO): cell adhesion
Cellular component (GO): extracellular matrix
Molecular function (GO): serine-type endopeptidase inhibitor activity
Source: RefSeq, a predicted model, not a curated record
AACAUUUGUAACAUUUCUUCAAUUUGUGUUGAUCAUCAGACAUGAGAAUAUUAAUUCUGUUCUGUUUACUAAUUGGAUACGCACAUUCGUGUGGCAGGACUCCGAGUUAUUAUCAUUCGAGGAAGAUCAAAACACCAGGAGAUAAUGGAUACGAAAUAAAAAUCAACGAGAAUCCUAAAAAAUAUGUACCGGGACAUCUUUACACUUUAUAUUUAUUGGCUCCAACGCUUCCAAAUUCAAAGUCUCUUCGUAAGUUUACGAGAUUCACCGUAAACGUGGAAUCUACAAACAACAACACGGAUGCUCCACAAAAUGUAGGAAGUUUUCAGUUAUACGGAGACGAAGUAGCUACUUUCAACGAAGAGUGUAUAAAUACAAUAUCUGAAGCUACCACUUCACCAAAAAGUGAGGUUAUAUUCAUGUGGUCCGCGCCUCCUCCAGGAUCUGGCUGCGUAACUUUUAGAGCUAUGGUGCUUGAAAAUGCAGACACCUGGUUUUCUGAAGAUGGAAAACUAACUAAAACUUUCUGUGAACAAAAAGAUGAGGAUGUUCAAUACGAAGAUGAUUGCUGCGCCUGUGACGAAGCAAAAUAUAAUCUAGUUUUUGAGGGCAUAUGGUCGAGUAAUACCCACCCUAAAGAUUACCCAACACUCUUAUGGUUAACGCAUUUUUCCGACGUAAUUGGUGCUUCCCACGAGAAAAACUUCACUUUUUGGGGCGAAGGACAAAUCGCCUCGGAAGGUUUUCGAAGUUUAGCUGAAUGGGGAUCAGUACGACUAAUGGAAACUGAACUCCGAGCUAAAAGUAAAUAUCUGAGAACUAUCAUUCGAGCAGCUGGAUUAUGGUAUCCCAAUGUUAAUUCGAAUACAUCUACGUCUUUCAAAGUGGACAGACGUCAUCAUCUUAUAUCUUUGGCUUCUAUGUUCGGUCCAUCGCCUGACUGGGUAGUCGGUAUAAACGGCUUGAAUUUAUGUCUAAAAAAUUGUACUUGGAAAGAAAAAUUAAUAAUAGAUCUUUAUCCUUAUGAUGCUGGGACGGAUAAUGGUGUUACUUACAUGUCACCAAACGCAGAAACGAGUCCUAGAGAAAGAAUGUACCGAAUAACUACAACUUAUCCCGAAGAUCCCAGAGCUCCUUUCUACGACCCUUCUAAAAAAGAGAUACCACCACUUGCGAGAUUAUAUUUGAAUAGAGAAAAGUUGAUACCAAAGAACUGCGAGGAUAAUUUUCUCAGCGCUCAGCUGGAUAUUAGUGAGAAUACAGAAGAUACAGUUAGACCUGAAUGUGCCGUUACAGAAUAUACUAACUGGACCAAAUGUUCUGUGACUUGCGGGAAAGGUUUACGCAUGAGGAACAGAGAAUAUAUAUUUCCGGAAAAAGCUAAAUUGUCCGGCUGUAAUAGGCAGCUCGUAUCAAAAGAAAUGUGCGUGGCUGCUGUAGCGGAAUGCGAAAGCGAGGCACAACCAGAUUCACAAGAAAUAGAUUCUCUUGAUAACAGUGGUAUUUGUGCAACUACGGAAUGGAGCGCUUGGUCUAACUGCUCCGAAAUAUGCGGUUCGGGAUAUAAGAUGAGGACACGGAAAUUCCUAAAUAAGAAUGGAAGGAAGAAAUGUCCCCAUGUAAAGUCAAUGGAAAAAGAAGAAUGUAUCAAUAGAGAAUGUAGACAAGACGAGAUUGAAGUGAAAGAUUCCUAUUGUCCGACAACACAAUGGAUGGACUGGAGUCCGUGCAGCGCUUCCUGCGGAAAAGGCAUCAAAAUGAGAACAAGACUGCUUUUGGUAGAACCGUCGAAGCAACAAGAAUGUAGUAGUCGUGUCGAACUUAUUCAACAAUUACCUUGUGAGGAUGUACCUACUUGCACUAUCGAUAUGAACACAGCAAAAGUUGUAUGUAUGCAAGAUGGUGAUCCAGGUCCAUGUCAAGGAUAUUUUAAUAGAUGGUGGUUUGAUGCGACAAAAUUAAAAUGUUUUCCGUUUAUUUACGGAGGUUGCAGAGGAAAUAGAAACAACUUUUUGACAGAAGAUCAAUGCAUGGAUACGUGCAAAAUAGUUAAAGAUGCCAUUACAGGAACUCUAGAUUCUACAGCUCAGCUUAGACAAAAUACUCGUCUUCAACCUACCAAUUGCGUUUUGUCGGAAUGGACAACCUGGAGUUCGUGUAGUGCAAGUUGUGGUACAGGAUAUAGGGAAAGGUACCGAGUAGUUCUGCAACAUGCUACCAAUGGUGGGUACUGUCCUAACAACCUUCAACAAAGAAGAGGCUGCUUCCUCAGAACAUGUUACUAAAUUAAUGUAUUUUAUAUACUAUAGCAUAAUUUUUAUUGUUCUAUUACAGUAUUCAGAAAGUAAUGAAUCUUGAUUUUAUGUGCCGAGCCUUACAUUUCACAUUAUAAGAUUUUCUAAAAAUAGUUUCACUUAUUUGGUAGUUUAAUAAAGAGGACAAAUGUGA